Molecule: messenger RNA, 5706 nt
Organism: Onychostruthus taczanowskii (white-rumped snowfinch)
Lineage: Eukaryota; Metazoa; Chordata; Aves; Passeriformes; Passeridae
Gene: CNGB1
Product: cyclic nucleotide gated channel subunit beta 1
Exons: 33
Coding region: 264-3791 (1175 amino acids)
Biological process (GO): retina homeostasis; monoatomic cation transmembrane transport
Cellular component (GO): plasma membrane; photoreceptor outer segment; intracellular cyclic nucleotide activated cation channel complex
Molecular function (GO): intracellularly cGMP-activated cation channel activity; protein-containing complex binding; intracellularly cAMP-activated cation channel activity
Source: RefSeq, a predicted model, not a curated record
UAACAGAGAUGGUGAGAAUAAAAUAGGGCCUUAAUUUUGCUCACAAUGGCAGUGAGGGGUGAGGGGUUGAGCUGGGUUUGCUCUGGCUGUGCUGCAGUGCCGUGUCUCCCAAGCAGGACCUGGAAACAGAAGGACACCAAGGACCUUCUUGGGCUGCUCAGGAGACAGCCCAGUGAGCAGCUGGCAUUCCCUGGGCAGUGGGCACCCCUGCUGCUGGGCUCCUGCCAGCUGGAGACCCCUGGGCACGGCCCGCAGCCAGCGGGAUGAUGGGCUGGAUUGACCGGGUGGUGCCCCAGCCCCCGGUGCCCCAUGUGACAGAGGAGACCCCUGUGCGGGAGCUGCAGCCAGCUAAGGCACCCCCAGGAAAGACCGGUGGCCCCACAGAUGCUGCUGAGCGGGCACACACUGAGGAAACGGAAAAGAAAGUGGCCUUUGUGGUUUCUGAGGACUCGAGUUCUGUGUUUGACAGUGUGGGGAGCAGUGUGCUCUCCUGGCUCUCCCAUGGGCUGGAGAAGGUGAUUCCCCAGCCAGCCCCAGCCCCAGGGCUGCAGGCACUCGGGAAGAGCUUCGAGACAAGCAUCGACAUUGCUGAUGAGACAGAGGUCCAGGUCCUUGGGGAUGAGGAUGACGAUGGCCUGGAGAUAACUCCCUUCGAUGCUGAGGAGGAUGUCUCCGAGGGCGAGCCGGAGAUUGCCCCGGAGCAGUGGACAGGAAAACGGGUGCUCAGCUGGCUCUCACAGGGCUUCGAGAGGAUUUUGCCGCAGCCAGAAGGGAUGAAAAAGCCGGAGACAGAGCCGAAGGAGAGGAGCGAAGGCGCGGUGGAAGGCACAGAAGGGACUAAAACCCAGGCGAAGUCGAAAUGCAGCGCUCCGGGCCCUCAGAGCGCCACAGCAGCAGCCCAGGGCCAGCUGGAGCCGGGGGCUGCCCUGAGCCCUCAGACCGCGGCUGCGGAUGCCACCAGGAUGUUCAGCUGGUUUGUGCAGGGGCUGGAGAAGGUGAUGCCACAGCCGGUGACCAGGGAGAAGCAGGACACACAGGGAGUGGCCACAGCAACCUUGGGUCCUGUGGAACAAAUUCCUGUGGUCCCUGCGGGGCAGGAGGAAACCCAUCUCAUCCUGCAAGAGAUUGAUGAUGGCCAGGUUAACGAAGAGAUGCCAGCCUGGGCUCACGAGGCUGAGCUGCAGGCAGAUGCUCGUUCCCUUCCCACCAUAGAGGAGGAACCUCAGGAAGAAGAAACCAGACUGUGCUUGUGCUCCCCAAACACUACCAGGGGGGAUGAGGAAAAGCCGAAGGAGGAGGAGAAAGAGCAGAGGAAAGAGGAAGAUAAGAAAGAGGAGGAGCAGGAGGCGAGUGCAGAACCCCUGCUGCAGCCUGCUUGUCUCCCUGCUGAUGAGGGUGUGGAUGAAGCCUGCCUUGCCCAGGAGGCCCUCAGGGCUGAGCAGCUGGAGGAAGCUGAGAUAAGUAAUCUCCAAGGUGCCCUUGUGCAGGUGGAAGAGGAGACAGCUGAAGCUCCCAAAACUGAUGCUGAAGGUCAUUCCCCCACCGUGGAGAUCCAGGAUGUGGACAGCCCAGGCCGUGCUGUGGAGAUCCAUGGCACCCACGGAGAGCUGCCUGCCGCCGGCGCUCCCAACCUGCUGGCGGUGCCCGGCGCUGCAUCCCCCAGGAGGGAGCGACUGCUCCCAGAGGAUGCUCUGGACACGGGGCUGGUGAGCCAAUCCCCCAGCCGAGGGCUGGGCUGGGACCAGGAGCAGAGGAAAAGCCUGCCCGAGCGCAUCGGCUCGGCCUCGAGCCUGAGCAGCGCCGUCAUCAACACCCGGCUCCAGGAGCUGGUGAGGCUCUUCAAAGAGAGGACUGAGAAGGUGAAGGAGAAGCUGAUUGACUCUGAUGUCACCUCAGAUGAUGACAGCCCUGUGGCAUCUCCCACCAAGCCAGCACCUGCAGCAGCAGCGGUGCCUGCCCCAGGAGGGGAGCUGGAGGGGGACAAACUUUUGGGGGAUGACCACUACUGUGAGAUGCUGUGCUGCACGUUCAAGCACCGGCCCUGGCUGGACCACCUGAAAAGCUACCAGUUACCCAGCAGCAUUGACCCCCUCACCAAUCUGAUGUAUGUGCUGUGGCUGUUCUUCGUGGUCAUGGCCUGGAACUGGAACUGCUGGCUGAUCCCUGUCCGCUGGGCCUUCCCCUACCAGACUGCAGCCAACAUCCACUACUGGCUGCUGGUGGAUUACCUCUGUGACCUCAUUUAUCUGCUGGACAUCCUCAUCUUCCAGACCCGGCUGCAGUUCGUGCAGGGGGGAGACAUCAUUACUGACAAAAAGGCCAUGAAAGAGAAUUACUUGCGAUCACAACGCUUCAAGAUGGAUGUGCUGUGCCUGCUGCCCCUGGAUUUCUUCUACUUCAAAGUGGGUGUCAACCCCCUGCUGCGCUUCCCUCGCUGUCUGAAGUACAUGGCCUUCUUCGAGUUCAACAGCCGCCUGGAGGCCAUCCUGACCAAGGCAUACAUCUACAGAGUGAUUCGGACCACUGCCUACUUGCUGUACAGCCUGCAUGUGAACUCCUGCCUCUACUACUGGGCCUCAGCCUACGAAGGACUGGGCUCCACCACCUGGGUCUAUGAUGGGGAAGGAAACAGCUAUAUCCGCUGUUACUACUGGGCAGUGAAAACCCUCAUCACCAUCGGGGGCCUGCCAGACCCCAAGACACUGUUUGAGAUCGUCUUCCAGCUGCUGAACUACUUCACAGGGGUCUUUGCUUUCUCUGUCAUGAUAGGGCAGAUGAGAGACGUGGUUGGUGCUGCUACUGCAGGACAAACCUACUAUAGGAGCUGCAUGGACAGCACCAUCAAAUACAUGAACUUCUACAGGAUCCCCAGAGCAGUUCAGAACAGGGUGAAGACGUGGUACGAGUACACGUGGCACUCCCAAGGCAUGCUAGAUGAGUCAGAGCUGCUGGUGCAGCUGCCAGACAAGAUGAGGCUGGACAUCGCCAUCGAUGUCAACUACAACAUCGUGAGCAAAGUGGCCCUUUUCCAGGGCUGUGACAGACAGAUGAUCUUUGACAUGCUGAAGCGGCUCAGAUCAGUGGUCUACCUGCCCAACGACUACGUGUGCAAGAAGGGAGAAAUAGGCCGUGAGAUGUACAUCAUCCAGGCGGGGCAAGUGCAGGUGCUGGGGGGACCCGACGGCAAAUCCGUGCUGGUGACACUGAAAGCUGGAUCUGUCUUUGGGGAAAUCAGCCUGCUGGCAGCAGGAGGGGGAAAUCGCCGGACAGCAAACGUCGUGGCCCACGGCUUCGCCAACCUUUUCAUUUUGGAGAAGAAAGACUUGAACGAGAUUUUGGUGCAUUACCCGGAGUCGCAGAAGCUGCUGCGUAAGAAAGCCAAGAAAAUGCUGAGAAGCAACAACAAACCCAAAGAUGAGAAAGGAGGCCCCGGAGAUGCCCUGGUCAUCCCCCCGAGGGCUGAGACCCCCAAGCUGUUCAGGGCUGCCCUGGCUGCCUCGGGGAGGAUGGGGGGCAAGGAGCCCCUGGGGCGGCUCCGCUGGAGGCUGAAGGAGCUGCAGGCGAUGCAGGAGGCGCAGGGUUCCAGUGUCAGCCCAACCCCACCAAAAUCACCAGUGCACCAGAGAUCGCCUGUCACAUCCCACAGAGCACAAACCCGCCUGGGAGGAGAAAUAUCCUCAGAAUCUUCUGAUCAUUCAGUCACCAUUCGUGUGAUUUCCACAGCAAAAGAAGAUGAGGAAAUCCUUGCUGCUGAGAUUUCAGAGAAAGAUGAAAAAAAUGAAGAGCCAUGAAACAGCAGCAGGUCCCAGGGCAGGCGUAGGAGUCAGACAAAUGCCUGGGCUAGCAGAUUUUUGUUGUUAAUGAUUUCCAUGCAGUGGCUGUAGGUUUGCUAUGUGCUGUGGGUAGGAUCUGCCUCUCUCUUCUGCCCAGACCCUCAAUCACUGCUGAUAAAACCCUCUGCCAUUUGACCCAGAACCAUAUAAGGUUCCUCCACUCUGCAGAUCCAUUGAGCACCUUUAUGAAUUUCCCACUAAAUCUCAGGUCAGCCCUCUUGCUUUGAAAUCUGGCCUUGUGGAGGGAGAGCUAUGGAAAAAUUGCUUUUUAUGGCUCUGGAUGGUUAAUGAGUGUUCAGACAAAGCAUGAAGAGUUAUUCACCUCUGACAGCUGAGUCACCACUUGGCUAGAAACAACCAAGGAAAAAAAACAACAAGGUUUCUCUGUUGGGCUCAAGGUUGACAGCAGCAGUGGGGAGUGAUUCAUCUGAAAAGGAUGUGGACUAUGCUCACAGGCCAAGCUUGAUUUGCUCACAAAUCAAGCUGUGAUGAGAAUGCCAAGCUCUGUCCCCAAGUGCACAGGCUGCAAGAUGCUUGAGGGUCCCCUCAUGGUGCCAAGACCCCCUUGGCUUUGCCACUGGGAAGAAUCCUUGCCAGCUGUCCACCCUGGGAAGGUGGUGGACUCUCCAUUCCUGGGGGAGAUUUGAUGGGCAUCUUCCAAGGAUGGAGAAGCACAGUCCUGGAUGAGAUGUUCCUGGAGUUCUUUUCCAGACUUGGGAUUUUUCUGUGCUGCCACUGCUGGGAGGGAUAAGCAGAGAGCAGGAAGGGAGAAGCUGAGCUGGUUCCCAGCUGGGAGGGGAAAGAGAAGUGCAGUGAGUGCUCUCCUCUCCCAGACAGUGUUUCAGAGUCAGCUCAGAGCCUGCAAUGUGCCAACAAGGGUGCAUGAGCAUGCAGGUGCUCCCCUGCACUCAUUGCUGGGCCUCAGUGGCAUCCCCACUUCCAGCAGGCAAUUCCCAGCCCUUCAGCCACUUCAGGCUGGCUCUUGGCCACAUCUCCCACGGAGAGAGAAGCCACUCUGGUACUGCUGGUCACUGAAGCCAUGAAGUCACUCUCCCAGCUGUGCUGGGAGCGGGUGCUGGAGGGGAAGGCAAACAUGGCUCAAGGUGUCCCGUCUUCUUCCAGCACCACCAGCUCCUUCCUCAUCCUCCUCAAAGCCAGCACCCAGCAAAGCAAGCUGCAGGUGAGCUGAGGUGGUGAGAAGCAGUGCAUGAGGUGGUGCUGGAUGAGGUUUGCAGAUCCUCCCCAAGUUUUUGGCUGCCCAAAUUCCCACAGCACCACUGGCUGCAUCGAGAGGAGCCGCUUUCCAUCCUCUGGAGGAGAAGUUGGGGCAGGUUUUGCUGCAGGGAGCAGCCCUGUCACCGUGGCCAAGGGACUUGCCAGGUGUUCAGCAAAUGCAGUGAGCAGUGCUGCAGGUUCCACAGGUCUGGCUGUGACACAGAGAAGGGUGGCAGUGCUGGUGUCACCCCCGGGUGAUCCCUCUUCCCAUCAGCAGCCCAGGGCUGACCUUCACCUCCUUUGGGAUCUUCUUUUGUUGCUUUUUCCCCCUCUCUUGCAAAAUGUAUGGGUUUCUGUGGCAAAACAAAAAAAAAAAAAAAAAAAAAAAAAAAAAAAAAAAAAGCCAGAAUAGACAUUAGCAUUAGUUAAUAAUGUCUUGCUUUCUUUUUAAACAAAUAUAAUGAGCUCCACUAUACUGCAAGAGGGUCUGAAGCCAUCAUUGCAGGGGAGAGCCUGCACUCUCCCAAACCUCCCCAAAUGCUUCUCAUCCUCAGUCAUUUGCAAGUGGUUUCCUGCCAGGUAGAAGAUUUUAGUAGGGAGUGCAAAGUUGGGUUUUUUUUUCACUCUUUAAAUAUUUAUAUAAUCAAACCAGGAAACG